GAAGGCCGGGGUGGAAAUCGUGAUGAGAGGGCAACAUCGGAAAAUCGGCAUCCGAUGCCGAUGGUUUGUGUGACGUUUUUCCUGCUUUCUCCCGAGCGCAAACCCAGCACGCAAGGAUGUGAAGGAAAAUUCUCUCACACAAAAGGAAACGUCGCCGUCGUUGUUCCAUGGACGCAGCAGCUUUUCCGUGAUGCAAAAUAGUGACGGUGUGGAAGUGGAAAGUGAUUGCGAAAAAAAGGCUAGCAAUUUGCUAGAUCUACUCAGAACCGAAGUCGUUUACAGUUGGAAGUGAAAUCGAACGUGUAUACAGAGUAGCCCGUAGCAGGGCAGAAAGAUAUCGGCAGGCCCGCUACAAAGCAGCACACCGUUUGUGAGGAAAAGUGUGUCCAAUGACUGCCAUCGCCAUUAGUACGAAUUGUGUUGACGGUUCCCCAGAAAGAAGGGAACGUUCCAGCAUCGUAAUCGGUGGUUGAUGCACUAAAUGCGAGAGAGCGCACACAGCCUUUGUAGAUACGUACAACCACACAAACUAAAGUGCUAAUAGAAUGGAAGAUCCAUUUUUCGUGGUGAAAGACGAAGUAUUCAAAGCAUUGAAUAAAACCCGCGGGCUCUAUAUACGGUGGCGCGAGCUGAACGAUGCACAUGCCGGUGGUUGUUCCACCACGGCCGAAGCUGACUGGACCACAACCGAACUGAAAAACUCGCUGCGCAGCAUCGAAUGGGAUCUGGAGGAUCUGGAGGACACGAUUAGCAUUGUAGAGAAAAAUCCGAGCAAAUUUAAGAUCGACAACCGGGAACUUUCCAGCCGGCGGCACUUUAUCGACGCCACCCGGGAUGAGGUGAAGUCGAUGAAGGAUCGUAUGAGCAUCAGCCGGAACCGGGAUCAGGACAUAACCGCACGCCAGCCGCUGCUCGAUAACGUCGAAUCGUCACCGUCGCAGCACUGCAACAGCAAAAAUUACAUCAACAACAACAGCAUCAUAUCAAGCGGCGGUGUCGCGGUACUGACCGGGAACGGAACGGGCACCGGUGGACACAACGGCUCGCUAAUAAACUGCCACCUGAACAAUAACAGCCAGGUGGUGAACAAUUUAAAUCUGGCCGAAACUGGUAAGCAUCUGAUCAGUUCGGCCGGCGCCGCGAUGGCUUCGUCGAGGCACAGCGGGGCAAAGUACUCCAAGCUGGAGAACAAUCUGGACGACAGCCCGAGCCACUACGUACCAUCGUCGUCUGGCGGUGCGGUACUCGAUGCCGGCUCGAGCCGGUUCGUGGAGGAUACGUUGGCAACGCAGCACCGGAUUUUGGUGGGGCAGGACGAGCAGCUGGACAUUAUAAGCGAUUCGAUCGGGACGCUUAAAACGGUUUCCCGCCAGAUUGGCAUCGAGCUGGAUGAACAGGCUGUAAUGCUAGACGAGUUUGGCAAUGAGCUGGAGCAAACGGAUUCGAAGCUGGACGCAACCAUGAAAAAGGUGGCGAAGGUAUUACACAUGUCCAACGAUCGACGACAGUGGACGGCAAUCGUAGUUCUAUCGAUAGCACUGGUAGUUGUGAUAAUUAUUUACAUCAUUCUCUAAUCCACGUGUCUACCUAUAUGUAUAUCUACGCGAACAGAAGGGGGAAAAACACUUAUUCCGGGUACGUGGAGACGUGAGUUUUUUAUAGUUUAUUAUUUUCUUAACGACGUAGUAGGAAAAAAAGGUGUAAAAGUGCGGUGCACACGAUCGUCGGAAAGCAAAACCAAAAAGAAAACCCCUUAUUAAUAUUUUAAAUUAUGUGUUCAUUUCGUGGUUCGCGGUUUUUCAAACGAUUCUCAUGGUGAUGUUAAUUUAAGUCCCCCAAAUGUAGUCCAAUUCUUUGCGUUACUAUAGUUUAAACCAAUUACCUUACACUCCAUCUAUUUUUUUUUUUUUGGCUCGUGUCUAUUCAAACCGCGUUCAAAUAAUUUAAGUUCAUGCCAAGCGGUUUUUUUGUAGCAUAAGAGUAACAAAAGCCAUUGUAAAUAUCGUACUCUCAUUACGUUCGAGAUCCGACUCGACACAUUCAACAGUCCGGACUAAUUUAGCAUUUUUUUGUAUAACCUAACAACAGUUCGUGUUGAAUAAUUAAAUUGCACUGUCUGUAUCCCUGUACCUCCUGUAUCUUCUUCGUCCUAAAAAAAUGGUAUCAACGUCGAAUAUCAUUCCUUGUUUUCCACCGAGAAGAUAAGGAUUCCUUUCUAGUCAUAGACGCGGCUCCAAAUAUACAUGUGCGGGUUUCCCAGACCAGUUUAAAAUUGUAACACUGUAUGUUAACAGUAUGCAACGCUAAUCCGACAUCGUGUUACAAUGUUGAACUGGCCUGAGCAACCCUGGCUGAUGGGUGGAAGAGAUAGUUUACUAACAUUUACAACCCUUAAACGUUCCAAAUCGGUUACAAGACUUAAGAAAUAUUUAUGUUGCGUAAAAAGGCAAACCAAACCAAUACAUAAAACAACUACAAUAGUAAACCAAGGAAAAAAAGCAAACAAACUUAGACGAACAAGCAAGAGCGCGAUCAUCAUCGCGGUCGUUUUACUAGAUGAUCGAUGAAGCAUAUAAAUAUAUAUUUUUCGUAACAUGUAUUUUAAAUAGCUCCGAAUGGUAUAACUACUAUGUUUUGAAGCAGCCAAAUUUUCCUAUAUUUCCAAACGUGUGUUGUGGAAAGCCGCAACAUUCGAAAGCAGAAACAUGUAACCCCAUUGAGGAGAGUAAGGAGAGAGCAAUGAUACAAAUGUACCGCAGUAACCUACCAGGGCUAGAGACCGGAUGUGUGGAGGGCGUCUUCCUCGCGUCGUACAGGAUCGUAGAAGGUUAGGGAGAAUGAGGACGCUCGCUUUACUCUGGGCGAGCGGAAACAGUUCGAACAGAAAGCAGAAACACAAAGUAGAAGUGUAGUGUGGACAAGUUUUUUUUGAAAUUUCCAGUAAACUAUUUUUGUCGCGUAGCAGCAAUUCAUGAUUAAAGUAAACACCUAUAUAAAGGAAUGAAAAGCAGCAUAGAA
Anopheles stephensi (Asian malaria mosquito) is the source of this 3018-nucleotide messenger RNA. Its product is annotated as syntaxin-6. NCBI's taxonomy places the organism in Eukaryota, Metazoa, Arthropoda, Insecta, Diptera, Culicidae. Bases 546 to 1574 code for a protein of 342 amino acids. Gene Ontology annotation, biological process: Golgi vesicle transport. Gene Ontology annotation, cellular component: membrane. The record is from RefSeq and is a predicted model, not a curated record. The transcript has 5 exons.